This is a messenger RNA of Passer montanus (Eurasian tree sparrow), 1037 nucleotides long. RefSeq lists its product as uncharacterized. The record is from RefSeq and is a predicted model, not a curated record. Bases 38 to 769 code for a protein of 243 amino acids. NCBI's taxonomy places the organism in Eukaryota, Metazoa, Chordata, Aves, Passeriformes, Passeridae. The transcript has 2 exons.
CGGGCUUGGGAGCAUCCCGCUCUGGCAGCUGCUGAGGAUGUGGCACAUGUCCUACACUCCUGCUCUCAUCCAAAACAGAGAAUUGAUGGGAAAGUUGAGACCCAGCUCGGAGCACAUCCAGCAUGGCCUGGGCAUGGGAAUAGUGGGGAAAAGCCAACAGGAGCCUUCUCCAACUGUCCAGCAGUUUCUGGUUUCUCUGCCCAGAGUGCCAAGAUCAGAUCAGGCCAAGUUUAUCCAUGCUGGACUUGGAAAGGCCCUCAUUAGAAGAGGUGUUCUGUCAUCCUUGGAUGCAGGAUAUUCAUCUGCCCUAGAAGAAAGGAGAGAGCCACAGGCACACUUUGAUGCAUGGCCCAGGGAAGGAGAAGGAGCCCAUGGAGAAGCUGUACCAGGUGGGGCUGCUGCUGCUGGAGACAGCGAGGACCACAUCAAGGAUGGCAACCUCUCCCUGGACCUGUCCACUGGCAAGCUGAAGAUGAUGGACUUCAAUUCUGGCACUUUCUUCAAAGCCAGGCUCCACAGCAAAUUUACAGAUGAAUCCACAUGCAGGGGGAUGCUCCCAGAUUUGGGCAUUGCCCAGCCUGGCCGGGAACAAAAGGUUCCCCCUUGGCUGGGGUGGAUGCAGCUGAUCCUUCAGUCGGCUGCCCAGCUGCUUUUGGCAGGGCUGGGGGCAUGGGCUGGGGUGGGUACAAAAUGGGAGUGGGCUCCUGGCCCUGCCAACAGCCCCCAGCACCCACCGUGCCCCGGACUGUGUCUGGGGCAGCCAGCCUGACACAAACAAACCCCCAUGGUGGGAGCAGAGGUGGGAUUCCAGAACCUGUGCAGGGGCUGCUUUGCUGUGCAGGCAAGGAAGGGCUUGGGCUGCUCCACUGCCCUUGUUUGCUUUGGGAUCACCCUUAUUGUGGGGGGCAGUGCAGGGGGAAGGGAGAAAACCUGGGCUUCCCUCACCCGUGGGUAGAAUUUUCCCUGGCAUGCAGGGUGACACGAUCCAUCCUAAGGACGUGAUUCUUGAAGGUUCUUUUUCACUGAUCUCAGGGUGC